AUGAGCCGAAGAAAAUUACGGGUCGUGGAAUACGACAGGGAUUUUAUCAAUUAUGAAGGUGGGUGAUUUUGGGAGUGGGAGCGGGAAAUUUCAAUUUUUGAGGUCAGGAACUUGAAAAUCAUGAAAUUUGGGCUGAAAAUCUGGAAAUUUCAAAUUUUUUAAGGUCUGGGACCAAAAAUUCACUGUAUUUUACCUGCCUAAAGCUAAAGUUGUCAAAUUUUUCAUGUCAAGACCAAAAAACCACUUUUUCACCUACCCAAGCUCAAAAAUCUCGAAAAAGCACGGUAUUCUACCUACCUAAAGCUAAAGUUGUCAAAUUUCCAUGUCAGGACCAAAAAAUCACUAUUUUUCACCUUCCCAAGCUCAAAAAUCCAAUUUUUUCCAGAUAACAAUGAAAUUCGAAGAUUCAUCGCCACAAUCGAGGAAAUCUAUCGAUUAGCCCGAAAACCCGAAAAUUGGCCCGCUGGAUUUUUGGACGAAAAAUCCGAAAAAGUUUGGCGAAAAGAAUUGAACUUGUAUUUCGAGGAAAUUGGAGCGAAUUCGCACUCGAAUUCCACGAAAAUCGAUUUUGUGCUGAAUUUGGCUAUUGAGAAAUUGUAUGAGAAUUCGGAUGAGGCCAGGAAUUUCGGAUUUGCUGAGAUGAAACGAAGAUCGGAAGAAUUGAUGGAGAAACAGAGGGAUUCACAGAAUCCAUUGAAUAGAAUUGAUUGUAAGCAUUUUUGGGGAUUGGGAGGGGAAAUUGUGCGAAAAUUCGGAUUCUCGAUGAUUUUUCCUGAAUUUGGGCCUAAACUUAGGCCUCAAUUCGAGUCUGUAA
Caenorhabditis angaria is the source of this 814-nucleotide messenger RNA. The record is from the annotation of a GenBank genome assembly. NCBI's taxonomy places the organism in Eukaryota, Metazoa, Nematoda, Chromadorea, Rhabditida, Rhabditidae.